AGAUUCCCUUCCCCUAACCCCGUGGACAACGCUGGCCUGUUCUCCUACGUCACAGUGUCAUGGCUCACCCCACUCAUGAUCCGAGGUUUACGAAAUCGCCUAGAUGAGAACACCAUCCCUUUGUUGUCAGUUCAUGAUGCCUCAGCCAAAAAUGUCCAAAGGCUUCACCGCCUUUGGGAAGAAGAAGUCUCAAGGUGUGGGAUUGAAAAGGCUUCAGUGUUUCGCGUGAUGCUGAGGUUCCAGAGAACAAGGAUUAUUUUCAAUCUGCUUGUGACCUGCUGCUUCGUGAUCAUGAGUGUACUGGGGCCAGUGCUGAUUAUACCAAAGAUCCUAGACUACUCCGAAGAGCGGUCAGGGGACGUCGUCCAUGGAGUGGGACUGUGCCUUGCCCUUUUUCUCUCUGAGUGUCUGAAGUCUGUGAGUCUUUGCUCCAGUUGGAUCAUCAACCAGCACACGGGCAUCAGGUUUCGUGGGGCCAUUUCCUCCUUUGCCUUUGAGAAGCUCAUACAAUUUAAGUCUCUAACGCACAUCACCUCGGGUGAGGCCAUCAACUUCUUCACCAGCGACCUCAACUACCUGUUCGAGGGGGUGUACUACGGCCCCCUGGUGCUGCUCGCCGGGAUGUCCCUGGUCGUCUGCACCGUUUGCAUCUGCCUCAUUCUUGGGCCCACUGCGCUCUUUGCCACUCUCUGCUAUCUCCUGAUUUUCCCGCUGGAGGUGCUCAUGACCAGAGUGGUCCUGAAGACGCAGCACCGCACAUCCCAGGUCAGCGACCAGCGCAUCCGGGUGACCAGUGAACUUCUCACUUGCAUGAAGCUGAUCAAACUGUACACCUGGGAGAAACCAUUUGCAAAAAUAAUUAAAGACCUGAGAAGGAAGGAAAAGACGCUGCUAGAGAGGAGCGGGUUGCUGCAGAGCCUGACCACGGCCAACCUGUUCCUCUCCCCGACUGCGGCCUCAGUAGUCAUGAUCCUCAUCCACAUAUUCCUAGGAAGGAAACUCACAGCUUCAUUAGCCUUCACUGCAGUGGCGACCUUGAAUCCCCUUCGGGUGGCAGUGUUCUAUGGGCCCUUUGCAAUCAAAGGCCUCACGAAUUCCAAGUCUGCGGUGGAGAGGUUCAAGAAAUUUUUCCUCCAGGAGAGUCCUGUUUCCUAUGUCCAGGAAUUGCAAGACCCUAGCAAAGCUCUGGUUUUGGAGGAUGCUACCUUGUCAUGGAGACAGACCUGCCCUGGGAUUGUUAAUGGGGCAUUGGAGCUGGAGAACAGGCAUGCUUCUGAGGGGAUGACCAGGGCUCAGCCGCCUCUAGAUGCCCUCAGGCCAGAGGACAAAGAGUACAGCCUGGGCCCAGCAUUGCACAAGAUCAACCUGAUGGUGUCAAAGGGGACGAUGUUAGGGAUCUGCGGCAACACAGGGAGCGGCAAGAGCAGCCUGUUGUCGGCCAUCCUGGGGGAGAUGCACUUGCUCGAGGGCUCGGUGGGGGUGCACGGAAGCCUGGCCUAUGUCCCCCAGCAGGCCUGGAUCAUCAGGGGUAGCGUCCGGGACAACAUCCUCCUGGGAGGCCGGUAUGACAAGGCCCGAUACCUCCAGGUCCUCCGUUGCUGCUCCCUGAAUCGGGACCUUGAACUGCUGCCCUUUGGAGACAUGACGGAGAUCGGGGAGCGGGGCAUCAACCUCUCUGGGGGCCAGAGGCAGAGGAUCAGCAUGGCCCGUGCUGUCUACUCUGACUGUCAGCUCUACCUGCUGGACGACCCCCUCUCGGCCGUAGACGUCCACGUGGGGAAGCACAUCUUUGAGGAGUGCAUUAAGAAGAUGCUCAAGGACAAGACCAUUGUCCUGGUGACCCACCAGCUGCAGUACUUAGAGUCUUGUGACCAGAUCAUUUUGCUAGAAGAUGGGAGAAUCUGUGAGCAUGGAGCUCACAGUGAGUUAAUGCAGAAAAAGGGGCGGUAUGCCCGCCUCGUCCAGAAGAUGCAGCCGGAGGAAGCAAAGCAGGUGAUUUCCACCCUGCCCGCCCUCACUGCCCACGGGCAGAGUGCCCCUGUGCUCACGGCGUGCGCCCUCUCACAGGACACGGCACGGGACACAGCAAAGACAGCGGAGAAGCCACAGGCAGAAGCUCGGGCUCAGGCCACCUCCCAGGAAGAGUGUCUCAGCGAGGCCACUGUGCCAGAGCAUCAGCUCACGGACAAGGAGAGGAUGGAAGAAGGUUCCCUGAGCUGGAGCGUCUACCACCACUACAUCCAGGCGGCCGGAGGGUACGUGGUCUCUUUGGUGGCUUUCCUUCUCAUGGUCCUGAUGGCCUCCCUCAUGACCUUCAACUGCUGGUGGCUGAGCUACUGGCUGGGGCAGGGUUCAGGGACCAACAGCAGCCGAGCGAGCAACGGGACCACUGCAGGCCCAGGCGACAUCAGGGACAAUCCCCAGCUGCCCUUUUACCAACUGGUGUACGGCCUCAGCCUCCUGCUCCUGGUCUGUGUGGGCAUUUGCUCCUCGGCCUCCUUCACCAGGAUCACCCGGCGGGCGUCCACGGCCCUGCACAACCGGCUGCUGAGCAAGGUUUUCCGCUGCCCCAUGAGUUUCUUUGACAAGAACCCAACAGGCCGACUCUUGAAUUGCUUUGCGGGGGACUUGGACGAGGUGGACCAGGUCUUGCCCAUCGUUGCUGAGGAGUUCCUGCUGCUGUUUCUGGUGGUGGUCACCAUCCUGCUGAUUAUUGUUGUGCUGUCUCCGUAUAUCCUGCUGAUGGUGGCCAUCGUCAUCAUGGUUUGCCUCGUGUAUUACACGAUGUUCAAGAGAGCCAUCAACCUGUUCAAGAGACUGGAGAGCUGCAGCCGGUCUCCUUUAUUCUCCCACAUCCUCUCCUCUCUCCGUGGCCUGAGCUCCAUCCACAUCUACGGGAAAUCGGAAGCCUUCGUCAGCCAGUUCAAACGGCUGACUGAUGUGCAGAAUAACUACCUGCUGCUGUUUCUGUCCUCCACGCGGUGGGUGGCCUUGCGGCUAGAGAUCAUGAUCAACCUGGUGACCUUGGCCGUGGCCUUGUUCGCGGCUUUUGGCACCUCCGACAGCUCCUACAAAGCCAUGGUUAUCAGUCUGGUGCUGCAGCUGGCGUCCACCUUCCAGGCCACCGCCCGGAUUGGCUCGGAGACAGGGGCGCACUUCACGGCCAUUGAGAGGAUGCUGCAGUACCUGAAGAUGUGUGUCUCUGAGGCUCCUUUACACAUGGAAGGCGUGAGUUGUCCCCACGGUUGGCCACAGCAUGGGGAAAUCACAUUCCAGGAUUACUGGAUGAAAUACAGAGACAACACACCUGUCGUCCUGCAAGGCAUCAACCUCACCAUCCAUGGCCACGAAGUGGUGGGCAUCGUGGGAAGGACGGGCUCCGGGAAGUCCUCCUUGGGCAUGGCUCUCUUCCGCCUGGUGGAGCCUGUGGCAGGACGGAUUCUCAUCGAUGGCGUGGACAUCUGCAGCAUUGGCCUGGAGGACCUGCGGUCCAAGCUCUCGGUCAUCCCUCAAGACCCGGUCCUGAUGUCAGGAACCAUCAGAUUCAACCUAGAUCCCUUUGACUGUUACACAGACGAGCAGAUCUGGGACGUCCUGGAGAGGACAUUCCUGACCAGGAUGAUCUCAAAUUUACCCGAAAGACUGCACGCGGAAGUGGCGGAGAAUGGUGAGAACUUCUCUGUCGGGGAGAGGCAGCUGCUCUGCAUUGCCCGAGCUCUCCUCCGCAACUCCAAGAUCGUCCUUAUUGAUGAAGCCACAGCCUCCAUCGACGUGGAGACUGAUGCCCUGAUCCAGCACACAAUCCGCGAAGCCUUCCAGGGGUGCACACUGCUGGUCAUCGCCCAUCGCGUCACCACCAUCCUGAACUGUGACCGCAUCCUGGUCAUGGACAGCGGGAAGGUGGUGGAGUUCGACAGCCCCGAGGCCCUGCAGAAGCAGCCGGGAUCGCUGUUCGCAGCCCUGCUGGCUGGAGCCAGUUCUUCGCUGAGCUGAGGAGAAGUGAGACCGCACAGAGGCAGCAGCCGAGCUCAGAGGUUCAUCAAGAUGCAGCUUCGAGGUCUGCAGCCUGUGACCUUCUUGUCUGGAGAGGGCAUCUUCUCCUGGCAGCAGGGCUGACAUGUGGGGAGGGGUGCUGGGUGGGAAAAUGAGAUGGAGGGAGAAAAACCUGGAAUAGGCCAUUCUGUGGCUUCUAAAACCUUAGAAGCCCCCCACUAUUUGAGACCACAGGGUCCAAUGAUCACAUGUCUCCUUUUGACUUAUACGUUACAUAAUUUCGUAAUAUCGUAAAAGCUUAUCAUAGUAUUCUGAUCUGUGUUAGAAGUAUUGCAAAUGAUGUAUUGAUUUUAUAAAAAAUAAAACUAAAAA
Lemur catta (Ring-tailed lemur) is the source of this 4365-nucleotide messenger RNA. It is a transcript of the gene ABCC11, whose product is annotated as ATP binding cassette subfamily C member 11. The record is from RefSeq and is a predicted model, not a curated record. Gene Ontology annotation, molecular function: ABC-type transporter activity; ATP binding; ATP hydrolysis activity. Bases 76 to 3993 code for a protein of 1305 amino acids. The transcript has 26 exons. Gene Ontology annotation, cellular component: membrane. Gene Ontology annotation, biological process: transmembrane transport. Lineage: Eukaryota; Metazoa; Chordata; Mammalia; Primates; Lemuridae.